Pogoniulus pusillus (Red-fronted tinkerbird) is the source of this 2614-nucleotide messenger RNA. It is a transcript of the gene TAF8, whose product is annotated as TATA-box binding protein associated factor 8. Gene Ontology annotation, molecular function: protein heterodimerization activity. Gene Ontology annotation, cellular component: transcription factor TFIID complex. The transcript is spliced from 8 exons. Gene Ontology annotation, biological process: transcription initiation at RNA polymerase II promoter. NCBI's taxonomy places the organism in Eukaryota, Metazoa, Chordata, Aves, Piciformes, Lybiidae. The record is from RefSeq and is a predicted model, not a curated record. The coding region runs from base 7 to 918 and encodes 303 amino acids.
UCCAAGAUGGCCGACACAGCGCCCGGCACCUCCGGCACGCGCCCCGGCAGCAAGCACGGCUCCACGCCCGCCGACAACUACUACCUGGCUCGGAGGAGGACUCUGCAAGUGGUGGUCAGCUCCUUGCUCACCGAAGCAGGCUUCGAGAGCGCUGAGAAGGCAGCGGUGGAGACGCUGACAGAGAUGCUGCAGAGCUACAUUUCUGAGAUUGGAAGGAGUGCAAAGUCCUACUGCGAGCACACAGCGCGGACGCAGCCCACGCUCUCGGACAUCGUGGUCACUCUGGUGGAGAUGGGGUUCAACGUUGAGCUGCUGCCUGCCUAUGCCAAGCGCUCCCAGAGGAUGGUCAUCACUGCCCCUCCUGUGACAAACCAGCCUGUGACCCCCAAAGCCCUGACAGCUGGACAGAACAAGCCACAUCCAUCCCACAUUCCCAGCCAUUUCCCUGAGUUUCCAGAUCCUCACACUUACAUCAAGACCCCAACCUACCGGGAGCCGGUGUCCGACUACCAGGUGCUGCGGGAGAAGGCAGCGUCCCAGCGGCGGGACGUGGAGAGAGCCCUCACGCGUUUCAUGGCCAAGACAGGGGAGACUCAGAGCCUCUUCAAAGACGAUGUUAGCACCUUCCCACUGAUUGCUGCCAGGCCUUUCACUGUCCCUUACCUGACAGCUCUGCUCCCCUCUGAGCUGGAGAUGCAGCAGAUGGAAGAAACAGAUUCAUCUGAGCAAGAUGAGCAGACAGACACUGAAAACCUGCCCCUGCACAUGGGCACGGACGAUUCAGGCCCUGAAAAGGAGAACUCUUCAGUGCUGCAGCAGAACAGCUCCCUGGCAGGCAGUCGCAACGGGGAGGAGAAUGUGAUUGACAAUCCCUACCUGCGGCCAGUGAAGAAGCCCAAGAUCCGCAGGAAGAAGUGAGGGGCACCCAGCUCAGAGGAAGAGAAACCUGGGGGGGCUCAGCCCUGCUGCUGCCUGGUGAGAGGCAUGGAGCAAGACAGGAGAGGCAAGCAGCUGAGUGGCAGAAGCAGAAGGCUGAGCUCUGCCUGCCCAGCGAACUCUGCUGGGUUGCAGCUCUCCCUCCUUCCCCUCUGCUCUCCUGCUGCCUUGCAAUGGUCAAUGCUGGACUGCCUGAGAAGCUUGGAAGGUCACAGCUGGGAAUUGUCUGCUUUCCUUUGGUUUGUUCUCACUGUCAGCAGCAUUUUCACUCUCUGAAGGGAUGUGAGCCAGGGAGGUUCUUCUGCUCAGUGCUUCCCAGCAGGCUCUGUAGAAUACAAAGGCAGAAUUCAUUUGGGGCUGGCUGGCAGGGAAGAAAAGAAACUCCUGCAGCCAGCCCUGCCCAGCUUUAGAAUCUAAGGAGCAUGGAUUAAGAGAGAAGAAAAAAAUCCCAGGGAGGUUUCUUCCUGUGAGGUUCUUGGCAGGUAAAUGCAAACAGCUUUUGCUUCUGUCAACUAAAGGCAGCCUGAUGCCUUGCUGAGGGAGUGCAGGGUAAAUACAGAGCCAAAAGUGACAGUUUCCUCCUCCCUUGCCUGACUGCAGCUGCACUUCUGACUUGAAAGCACUCUCUGUGGUGAUUUCCCCUUGUUCUGCUUGGAGCUUAUUUCCCAGCAGUGUGACAGGCAAGAUUUAACAGCUGCUUGGGGCUGCUUUUGCACUUCUCUUGUUACUUUCAACACAGCACCAACUCCUUUGAGAGCUCAAAGCCUUCACCAGCUGGUUGUGGAAAGCUUCUGUGCUGAAAACACUUGGAAUGGGGAAGAGAGCUCCGUGGAUUGCAGUCUGCAAGGGCCAUGCUGUGCAUCUUUCUUUUAGCCAGUCUCAACCACAAGGUUUUACCAACAGAAGUUAACUCGUUUGGUUUUUUCCAGUUGCUCUCCAUUUAUUUCCCCAGAUCCCCCCCAGAAAAACCCCAAACAACUUCAUGUCAGCAGUGAAAGUGAGUGAUGAGAGGUGCAGCAGUGGCAGCUGCCUCUGGAGAGCUUUGCUUUAAUACUCCUUCAACCCUGGGCAGCGUUUCUUAGGUAGCUUAAAUCCUUAGGUUGAAUUUCUUUGCCCCCUGUAGCUGAAUCCUUUCUCCUCAGCACCUCUGCUGGAUGAAGAUGUGCAGGGAGAGGCAGGCAGAGGCUGUUGGCUGCUAGCAGGCAGCUUUGUGGCUCUCCUAGGGUAGGAGCUGAAUGCCAAAAGUCAGUUGCAGUCAGUGGAGAGAUGAGUUCUGCGUGGAGAUGUUUCACUUCUGCUUCCUUCCAGCAUCCUCCCAGGCCUCCCUCUUCUUCUUUCACCCAGGGGAGGAGGAAGAUAAAGAGAAGGAAUCAUUUUGGGGGAGAAUUGGAAGGUUUCCUGCCAAACCAUUUGAACUGGUGCCUGUGCCAUUGUCCCUCCUGCUGGUGCCUUGGUUGUACAGAGUGAUGAAUGUACAGAGAUGUUGUCUAUGUUUGUACAGAGCCAAAUUUCUAUCCCUUCUUUUUGGUUUUUUGGGGUCUUUUUACUUGGAUUAAGCAUUUUGGUUAUUUUUUUUUUCCCUUUUCAUCCUGAGGAAUUCCCUCCCUGGGUAGGGGUAAAAUGUUAACCUGAAAAUAGUGAUUUUUAAUGUUGGUAAUAAAAGACUUUUUAUCUCCUG